AUGUCGACAGCAGUAAGAUUAAUAAUGAAAGAAUGGAAAGCUUUUGAAUACAAUGCACCUGAUUAUAUAUUUGCUGGACCAAUGAAGAAUGAUAUAUUCCAUUGGCAUGCAAUAAUUAUAGGUCCACCUGAUACGCCGUUUGCAGAUGGUAUAUUCAAUCUCGAUAUUAUUUAUUCUUAUGAACAUCCAUUCAAACCUCCAAAAUGUACAAUGAAAACAAAAAUGUUUCAUCCAAAUAUUUCUUCAACUGGUAAGAUAUCUAUUAGCAUUUUAGAAGAUGACUGGCGUCCGGUAUUUACGAUUGAAAAGAUUUUACUUUCUAUAUCAUCCAUUCUUGAUACUCCUAUCAUGGACCAUCCUAUCAAUCGUAAAGCUGCGCGAUGCUUUAGAGAAAAUCGUAACACAUAUAAUUCAAUUGUUCGAAAAUAUACAUCUAAAUAUGCCAAUGGAUCUUCUACUGAUAGUGAUAAUGAACAAGAUCUUCUUCCAGAGAUGUUACAUACAGAUACUGAUAGUGAAAAUGAGCAAGAUCUUCCUCCAGAGAUAUUACAUACAGAAACAAAUAAUUCUCUGUUUGAUUUUUUAUGUUUUAUUCUGAUUUUUUUGGGUAUAUUAGAUCUUAUUCUUGAUUUUUAUACAUUUUUCAAAUAA
Messenger RNA from Adineta steineri, 651 nucleotides. Lineage: Eukaryota; Metazoa; Rotifera; Eurotatoria; Adinetida; Adinetidae. The record is from the annotation of a GenBank genome assembly.